Molecule: messenger RNA, 1671 nt
Organism: Trichoderma aggressivum f. europaeum
Lineage: Eukaryota; Fungi; Ascomycota; Sordariomycetes; Hypocreales; Hypocreaceae
Exons: 3
Coding region: 1-1671 (556 amino acids)
Biological process (GO): biosynthetic process; cytoplasmic translational initiation
Cellular component (GO): guanyl-nucleotide exchange factor complex; eukaryotic translation initiation factor 2B complex
Molecular function (GO): guanyl-nucleotide exchange factor activity; translation initiation factor activity
Source: RefSeq, a predicted model, not a curated record
AUGGCCUCAACCGGGCUUCAAGCCCUCAUUCUGUGUGGGCCUGGCUCGUCAUUCCCAACCUUCACCUCGAACCCAGAUGAGAACCCAAAGGCUCUGCUACCCAUUGCCAACCGCCCUAUGGUGUGGUACCCUAUCGACUUUUGUCUCCGUACCGGCAUCACAAGCAUAACUCUCAUCUGUCCCCCAUCAGCCUCAAAGGCAUUGACAGCUGCUCUCAACACCAAUCCCUAUCUCACAGCUUUGCCUCUGCCACGGCCAGAUGUCUUGGCUCCCGCAGAUCUAGACCAAAACACGGGCACCGCUGAGAUAUUACGGCUACCUGAGGUUAGAGAGCUAGUAACAGGAGACUUUGUCGUUUUGCCAUGCGAUCUCGUCUGCGAACUGGCUGGUGAGCAGCUGCUCCAGGCCUGGAUGGUGAAAUCUGCCAGCCUUACGGGUCUCCUCGGCGCAAAACAGUUGUCAAACGGCCAUCAGACUCGAUACAGCGGCGGUCUCGGUGUGUGGUACAACACAAAAGCCAGUGCGCCUGUCAAGGGCGAGGAGACGGACUUCAUUGCUACAGCUCCUUUGCCGACUUCUCCCUCAGUUCCUCCCAAAGGGUCCAUCUUCCCCAAUGUGUCAAAACUGGUAUACUCCAUGCCCACAGAUUCAUUCAACGAUCUUACAGAGGAGAGGAAGGCCAUUCCCAUACGGCACGGACUGGUCAAGGCCAACCCCCGAGUUCGCAUGUACACAACUCACAGAGACGCACACAUUUACAUCUUUCCCCGGUGGAUCCUCGACUUCAUCAAGAAGAAUGAGCGUCUGGAGAGCAUCGGCGAAGAUGUCGUGGGGUGGUGGGCCAAGGCGGGAUGGCAAUCUGGAUUGGCCGAGAAGCUCUCCUUUAGUGAGGUCUGCCGCGCUGGUGACGACGACAGCGAUGAAAAUGAGUCUGAGCUGGAAGGCAGGUCAUCACCGGCCGAAUCCGCUCCCGGCAACCAGGAAAACUCGAGACAAUCCAUCUCAUCAAUCAACAUUGCCGCGGAUGGUCAGUAUACGGGCGACAAGAAUGGCUCCGCCUCGGCGGCAUCAAAAUUCGAACCCCCGUCUAUCUUGGCCUACAUUCAUUCACAAAAGGACCAAGUCCCUGGUUCAAUAGUGCGACGUGUCGACACAGCACAGCUACUGCUUGCCAUUUCUCUUCAACUAGCUAAGCUUCCCUCCAUCGAAGAGGAUGCCGAGAAUCCCUCUCCAUAUGCUCACCCAAAGAAAGUCGCGUAUCCCGAAGGCGUGAAGCCCCGCACCACCAUCACCAAGCAGGACAGCUUGAUUGCAGAAAACGUCACAGUUGAAGAAAAGACAUCCAUCAAGGAGACUGUCAUUGGCGCCGGCUGCCAGAUCAACGAAGGAGCCAAGCUGUCUCAGUGUCUUCUCAUGGAGGGCGUAGUUGUUGGAAAAGGAUGCAAGCUCACAAGAUGUAUCCUGGGCAAACGGUGUAUCGUCGGAGCGGGCUCCGUCCUCACGGACUGUGAGGUGCAGGAGAACCUCAUUGUUGAGCCUCGCACCGAGGACAAGGAUAACAAGCUCAUGAGCUCCGAAGGUCUAGAGGCGACCGAGGCGGAAAUGGAAGAGGUCCUGCACGAUAUGGAUGCAGAAGUCGCCGCUACGGGAGAGGAUGUAAACAUGGAAUAA